CAUCAUAUCCUAGAAGAAGCUCAUCAUGGGUAUCCAGGGUUUGACCAGCUUCAUAGAUCAGUGUGGAACACUUUUAAAAGAUGGUCAUUUCAGAAACAGCAAGGUGGUCAUAGAUGGUAGUAAUAUAUUCCACUUUCUUUAUUUUAACUCAAGUGUGGAUCAGCAGCAUGGAGGGGAUUUUGAGGACCAGGUCUGCAAGUUCUUCAAGGCGCUGAGAGAUUGCGGCAUUGAACCUUAUGUGAUUAUAGACGGAGGCUCCGACCCCACCGACAAAAAGUUUGAAACUCUCAGAAAACGAGCUGAAUCAAAGAUCGACACAGCCAACAUGUUGUCCAAGGGGCUUCGAGGGGCUUCAAUGGGCUUUGAGGAGCUUCGAGGGGCUUCGAGGGGCUUCAAGGGGCUUCAAGGGGCCAGGUUAAUACCAACCCUUGCCAGACAAGUCUUUAAAGAGGUCCUUUCCAGCUUAGGGGUCCCGUUCGCACAGGCCCUUUCUGAGGCAGACCAAGAAAUAGCCUCACUGGCUCAAAGGUGGAACUGUCCGGUCCUGUCCAAUGACAAUGACUUUUAUAUUUUUGACAUCCAAGCUGGAUUUCUUCCCAUGUCCCAUUUUCAGUGGCAGAACGCGUCAGUGCAAAAUGACAUCCCCUGCAAGCUGUACACCACAACAAGCUUCUGCAGACACUUCAACAUCAACAGACAGCUUCUCCCAGUCUUCGGUGCCAUCGCAGGAAAUGACUAUGUCAACUUGGAUAAGAUGGGCUUUCCCAUCAGGUGGAAAGACAACUCGCCGAUGGAACCCAAACGAAAGCCAAGGGUUGUCUUUUUAAACAAGUUGCUGAAAUGGCUGGCCAGUUUCCAGGAGAAGCAGGAGGCCUUGGACAAUGUGCCGCUCCUCAUUGGUCAUGGGGAAAACAACAUGGAUGCUGCCCUCCAGGCCCUCUCUCAGGGCAUAGAAACAUACCAGAUUCAACCCGAAUGCCUGGAGCGUUUCUUCAAUGAUGGCGAGGCUCCUGAUCCCGGCCUUCUCCCAAACCAUCUGAGUGUCCUUCCAGACUGGACCCUGCUGCCGUUGACGAAGGGGACACUUCCCCCCUACAUGAUAUACAUUCUGCAGCGGAGGCCAGUGAUACAGGGUAUCCAAGUGGAAGAUCACAGCUUACCCAGUGGGAACAUCACCUCUCGGCCCAUACGGCAGGUAUUCUACGGGCUGCUGCUGGGUGAAGGGGGGAAAGUGGAGGAGUAUGACAGGGAAGGGAAGAACCUGACCAGCAGCAUGGUUACAGCCAUCCUGCCCAGUGCUGCACAACAGCUGCAGCUGGACACACUGGAUCAGACUCCAUAUUUUGAGCGGCUUGAGGUAUUUUUGGGGACCGUUGGUGUGUCCCAGUCCACUUUGAAGGGUGUCCCACCUCAACUGGGACUUCCUGUGGCUGUUACCUACUACUGGCUGAGGCACGCCCAUCCCCAACCAGACCGUCCUCUCCUGCAGGCCCUGCUACUAGGACUGGUGUAUGGAGAGCUCUGCAGACAGAGGAAGAGCCAGAGAGGGUUCAUAGAGGAGGAACCAGUGUUGGAGAGGAUGAGAGGGCUGAUUCAGAGACCUGCUAUGAGUCUAGACCUGGGUGUGGCCCACGUCUUUAGCCAAUGGAAUCGUUGCAUGAGGGAUGGCCUUGACCUGAACCAACUGCUGUGUCUCCCUCUACCUGAGCCUCAGUGUGCCUGGCUGUACAAGGGAACUCUGGUACACCAGCUUGUGGGCCAACUGAGAGGGGGGGUGACCCCGGAUUCUCUCCUAAGGGAAGACCCUUCCUCUGUGCAGCUGUACAGAGCCAUGCUGGAAGCCAUACUCAACUCCCAGGAAGCUGAGACCACUGGACAACCUGACGGCCCCUCUGCAGAUUCUGUCGCUUGUGGAAGAAGAGGAUGUUGAUGAUGAUGAUGAUGAUGGUGCUGGAGGAGGUUGUACUGAAGUCCCAAUGUCCCACUGCAAGAGGAAGGAAAGAUUUAACAAAGCUCUGUCAAGUUGUAAAUAUCGGGACCACUAUAUACAGACCACUAUACAACUGUUGAAUUAUAGAUAUAUGAACCACUAUACAUACAACUGCUGAGUUAUAGAUAUAGGACCACUAUAUAGGGACCACUAUAUAGGGACCACUAUAUAGGGACCACUA
This is a messenger RNA of Oncorhynchus keta (chum salmon), 2171 nucleotides long. RefSeq names its product protein asteroid homolog 1-like. Bases 26 to 1930 code for a protein of 634 amino acids. NCBI's taxonomy places the organism in Eukaryota, Metazoa, Chordata, Actinopteri, Salmoniformes, Salmonidae. The transcript has 5 exons. The record is from RefSeq and is a predicted model, not a curated record. Gene Ontology annotation, molecular function: nuclease activity.